AUAAUCACAUUAUUUUACGAAAGGAUUUCUGCCAUCUAUUUACCCGACUCAGCGUUUUUAAUUUAGUCGUGUAUUGCUUCGCUUGAGGUGGCAAAGAACAUUUGGCAUUACUUUUAUCCACAAACGUCGACUAAGGACGUCCUUAUUAUAUAUAAAAACUGCAGUGUAAUUAAAAACCGAUAAAAAUGAGUAAGAAGCUUGUGCGACCUUCGAUAUUGAAAACGUCUGAGACGCAGCGAAGCUCUAAAAAUUUGGCCAAUAUUACUCCCUCGAUUAAAACGCCUCAAACGCUAACAAUCGCUACGAGCGGAUCGAGCGCUAACUUUUCGCGCGGUAGUCGAACGGAAAUGGAGUUGUUGUUCGACAAACUGAAAAAGCUCGACAAAGGUGACAGCCCCGAUGUCAUUUACUCCAGGGGAAUUGAACAGCUCUGUAGCGAGCUCUCUAUUAGGCCGAAUUCACUUGAAAUGUUUGUUUUGAUGUGGCGUCUGCGUGCGGUUCGAGAUGGUUGUGUGAGCCGAAAUGAAUGGCUUUCCCUCAUUUAUAACUGCGGCGUGUUGAUGUUAUCUCAGCUAAAAGACUAUCUUAACGAAUCUGUGCGCAUCGUCCAGGAACGUGAGGAGGAGUUCUAUUCAAUGUACAACUUCCUUUAUGAUUUCAUUCGUGGUGAAAAUAAUCGUCGAAUGCCCGCGGUGAGAGCCGUUCAGGCGUGGAAGGUUUUCUUCGUGCAGAAGAAAGAUCUUGUGGAUAGAUGGAAUGGAUGGAUCCUUGAGGAGUAUAAGUAUGAAAUUUCAAGAGACCUGUGGGGACAGACAGCUGUUUUCUUCUUAAAUAGCAAGCAGCAGGGUAAGGAUAACAAUAACCAUACCACCGAUUUAGGCCAGCGUUCGAGCGCGAUUGAUGACUUCUGUAAAUGGAAAAGUCCCAUUUCAGCAUGA
Phytomonas sp. EM1 is the source of this 938-nucleotide messenger RNA. The record is from the annotation of a GenBank genome assembly. NCBI's taxonomy places the organism in Eukaryota, Euglenozoa, Kinetoplastea, Trypanosomatida, Trypanosomatidae.